Morone saxatilis (striped sea-bass) is the source of this 1155-nucleotide messenger RNA. It is a transcript of the gene ghsra, whose product is annotated as growth hormone secretagogue receptor a. The transcript is spliced from 2 exons. The record is from RefSeq and is a predicted model, not a curated record. Gene Ontology annotation, cellular component: plasma membrane. Bases 1 to 1155 code for a protein of 384 amino acids. Gene Ontology annotation, molecular function: growth hormone secretagogue receptor activity. Lineage: Eukaryota; Metazoa; Chordata; Actinopteri; Moronidae. Gene Ontology annotation, biological process: G protein-coupled receptor signaling pathway; hormone-mediated signaling pathway.
AUGCCCUCUUGGCCCAAUCUCUCGGAGUGCCUCUCCCAUAACUGUAGCUGGGAAGAGAUCCAUAACGCCACAAGGAACGCUGACCCUGGCCUGCCUCCCCUCAAUUACUAUUCAAUCCCUCUCCUCACGGCCAUCACCAUCGCCUGCACGCUGCUGUUUCUGGUCGGGGUGGCCGGGAAUGUCAUGACAAUUUUGGUGGUCAGUAAGUACCGGGACAUGCGCACCACCACUAACUUGUACCUGUGUAGCAUGGCCGUGUCCGACUUACUCAUCUUCCUCUGUAUGCCACUGGACCUCUAUCGUAUGUGGAGGUACAGGCCCUGGAGGUUUGGGGACGCACUCUGCAAGCUCUUUCAGUUCGUGUCAGAGUCAUGCACCUACUCCACCAUCCUGAGCAUCACCGCGCUGUCAGUGGAGCGCUAUCUGGCGAUCUGUUUCCCGCUGCGUGCCAAGGCCCUGGUUACCAAAAGGCGGGUGCGUGCCCUCAUUCUUCUCCUCUGGACAGUGUCUCUAUUGAGCGCCGGGCCGGUGUUUGUCAUGGUGGGAGUGGAGCGUGACAGCAUGUGGCCGACAAAUCUCAGUUCGGGAAUGAAUGAGACUGGUUUCUACCUGGAGGCCGGGGACACUCGGGAGUGUAAGAUGACCCACUACGCGGUGGAGUCAGGCCUGAUGGGGGCCAUGGUGUGGUUGAGCUCUGUUUUCUUCUUCAUGCCGGUGUUCUGUCUCACAGUGCUCUACAGCCUCAUAGGCCGUCGGCUGUGGCAGAGACACAGAGAGACAAACAUAAACUCUCGUGUGGCUCACCGGGACAAAAGCAACAGACAGACCAUCAAGAUGCUUGUUGUGGUGGUGCUGGCCUUUGUCCUGUGCUGGCUGCCGUUCCACGUGGGUCGCUACCUGCAGUUCCGCUCCCUAGACGCUCCGUCCCCGCUGCUGUCUGUGUUGUCCGAGUACUGCAGCUUGGUGUCCGUGGUUCUCUUCUACCUGAGCGCGGCCAUCAACCCUAUACUCUAUAACACCAUGUCCUGGAAGUACCGGGGCGCAGCGGCGCGCCUCUUCGGCCUGACUGACAGCCAGCCACCACGAGGCCGCACAGCCAGCACCAUGAAGGGAGACGGCUCAAACGGCUGGACGGAAUCCACAGUCAGCUUCUAA